Messenger RNA from Oreochromis aureus, 1338 nucleotides. Its product is annotated as GTPase IMAP family member 7-like. The record is from RefSeq and is a predicted model, not a curated record. Lineage: Eukaryota; Metazoa; Chordata; Actinopteri; Cichliformes; Cichlidae. The transcript is spliced from 2 exons. Gene Ontology annotation, molecular function: GTP binding. Bases 47 to 763 code for a protein of 238 amino acids.
AGUUUUAACAUUCAUCUCUCACCUGUGCAGUGACAACGGUGAAAAAAUGGCUUUAAUUCCAGCAGGUCCUGAUUUGAGGAUUGUGAUGAUUGGAAAAACUGGUGUGGGCAAGAGUGCUGUUGGGAACACCAUCCUGGGAUGUGAGCAUUUCAGAUCUUGUCCUUUAUCUGUAUCAGUGACUGAGUUCUGUCAAAAAGCUUGGACACAGUGGGGGAAGAGAUUAGUUAGUGUUGUAGACACACCAGGGAUCCUGGACACUUCAAAAUCAGAUGAGUUCAUCAAAAGAGAAAUUGUGAAAUGUGUUGAAAUCUCCUCUCCCGGUCCUCAUGUGUUCCUGUUGGUCAUCCAAAUUGGCCGAUUCACGAGAGAAGAAAAAAACUCAGUGGAAGCCCUGCAGGAGCUGUUUGGCCCCGAGGCAAACCGGUACAUGAUUGUGCUCUUCACCCGUGGUGGUGAUCUUGGAGGCAUAUCCAUAGAGCAGUAUGUACGUGACGCUGAGCCAGGGCUUAAACGCAUCAUCCAAAGCUGUGGAAACAGGUACCACGUCUUUGACAACACCAGCAGCGACAGAAAGCAGGUGGUGGAGCUCAUCAAGAAGAUCGACAAAAUGAUGGAAGUAAAUAGAAACACGCACUACACAGACGCCAUGUAUAAAGAGGUAGAGGAAGCACGCAAAAAGGGAGUAACAGUGCAGCAGUAUAGGUUCACUGAGUCUUUGUGUAAACGUAUCAAACUUUUUCGCAUCAUUCUUGGGAAAGAUUAAACUGCUGUGGUUAAUUGUAAUUAUUCUAUUCUAAACAAGACAACUCUUUUUUUUUACCUACAUGAAAUAUACAGUUUGUUCAUGAUGGCACACAGAGUGUAGAUAGCUGUGUAAGAUCAAUAUACGUUGAUUUCCCAUAAAGAAAUAACACAAUACAAUAUUGUUCAUUAUGUGAGUUUAUCUUUUGAUGUUAAACAAGAAAGUAUUUAUAAGUGAAAUAAUGAUCAUGUAAGCUGUCUAUUAAAGCAUUUAUUUUUUCUGUUGCAUCUAUUCUGAUUUGUAUAUGUGCAUGAAAUUAUGGUGGUUAUGUCUGAGCUGAAUUGUACACUGUUUUAAUCUAUUGAACAAUUUAGGGGACAAUAGUUAAAUUUAGUCAAGUAAAUAUUUUAUAUAAAUGAGAAUUGUGGAUUGUUUUGUCUUUUAAAGAAUGAGGACUUCAGUUUAUAAGGAGUUUUUAUGUUGGGUCUGUUCUGCUCUGGCUGUUUGUAUUAAAACACAUUAUGAAAAUUUCCCUUUAGGCUCAUUAUUGUUUGACAAUUAUUCGUGUAAAGCUUCUAGCCUAAUAAAAACUAAUA